UUAGAAUAUAAUCUUUAAUUAGAAAACAUUGCAUCAGAUUAAAAUAUUUAAAGUAAAAAAGAAUUGAGGGCUGAAAAAAAUAAAAUUUAUGAUUUAAAAAAGAAAUAUACAAAAGGUUUAGAAUUGAUUGUUUAAAUAGAAUAAAAAACUAAAAAUCAACUAAUUUCUGAGAUAAUUUCAAGAAACAUUUUAAUAAUUCAUAAUGGAAUAGGAGAUCAAUAAGAUUAUAACUCAUUAAAAUAAUUAUUAAAUAAAUACUCUAAUAAAAACAAUCUCCAUAUAUUUCCAGGUUUCUCAUAUGCCCUAAUAGAAUUUGAAAAUUAAGAAUAGGCAAAUUUAUUAAUUUAAGAAAGCGAAAAGAUCGAAGACUUAAUAUUUCGAUAAAUUGAUUAUGUUAAAAAAAUCCGACCCACAUUUUUCGCAUUUACAAAUUUAACACUCAACUAAAUAAUUGCAAAUACAAAAACAAAAGAGGAAUAUUAAAACGCACUUGUAGAUACUAUAUAAUUACCUAUAGAAGGAUUUAAUUUAAUUUAAGAUUUCAUAAGCGAAGAGGAAGAAUUAGUUCUUAUUCAAAAUAUCGAUAAAUAAGAAUGGAUUAAAUUAGCUAAAAAAAAUAUUAACUAUAUGGAUACGAAUAUCUAUUUGGAAUCAAUACUAUUAAUAAAAAUAAUGUAAUUUAUAUAAAUAAUAUGAUAUAAUUUUUUUCAAAAAAAUAAAAUAGAAAAAAGUUGAUUUUCCAUAUUUCCUUACAUAGACUACAUAAAAAGUAAAUUCUUUAUUAGAAAAAGAAUCUCAAUAAAAUAACUUUGAUUCAUUAACAAUUUCAGAUUUUUAUCCUGGCGACACUCUUUUACCCUAGUUAGAUUAACAUAAUACAAUCGGAGAGAAAAUAGCUAUUUUAUCAUUAAAUUCAGGAAUAGUAAUAUCAUUUAGAAGUAAUCUUAGGAAUUUAGAAUUAGAAUUAUAUGUACCUCCACGUUCAUUAUUAAUUUUGUGCAAAGAAGCCCGUUUUACAUGUUAUUAAAGUAUAUCUAAUAGAAAGCUAGAUAAAGUAAAUAAUGAAAUAAUUUUCAGAAAAAGAAGAAUAACAUUAACUUUCCGUUCUUUAAAAAAUAAUCCUUGCAAAUGUGAAUUUCCAUUCAUUUGUGAUGACCAAGGUUUCGAUUCUGUAAACAUUAAGCAAAACAAUCCCCUUUCUGCAAAAGAUUAUCAUGCCAAAGAAGACUCUACAAAAAUAGUUUUACCAAAAAAUGAAGAACAGUUAAAAUUAAUUUAAAAUGUAUAAGGAUAAGCAAAUAAUAAGCAUACAGAUUUAGAAUAAAAAUAUGUCUAUGAAGUUUAUGAUAAAAUAGCACCUCAUUUUUCCCAUACAAGAUAUAAACCAUGGCCUAAAAUUGAAGAGUUUCUUAAAUCUUUACCUACUGGAUCACUUGUGGCUGAUAUUGGAUGCGGAAAUGGAAAAUAUUUAAAUGCAAAUAAUGGAGAUAUUUUUAUGAUAGGAACUGAUAGAAGCCAUAAUUUAAUAUAUAUUGCUAAAGAAAAAAAUUAAGAUGUGUAAGUUUUUAGUGCAGAUUCUUUAAAAUUACCUUUAGUUUCUGGAAAAUUUGAUAAUGCUAUUUCUAUUGCUGUUAUUCACCAUUUUUCUACUCCUAAAUUACGUGUUCAUGCAAUUAAAGAAAUAUUAAGAAUACUUAAAAUUGGAGGAGAAGUUAUUAUAUAUGUUUGGGCUUUUGAAUAAACAGAAAAAAGCUUUACUGAAUAAGAUGUUUUUGUUCCUUGGAAUUUAUAGAAUAAAUAUGAAAAUGAAAAAAUUAUUUCAGGGGAAGAAAAGCCUAAUACAGAUAUUUAGAUUAAUGAAGCCAAAUAAAGUGUUGUUUAUAAAAGAUAUUAUCAUGUUUUUAAAAAAGGAGAAAUUGAAUAACUUAUUAUAGAAAAUAUUAAAAAUUGUUAAAUUGUAGAUAAUUUCUAUGAUCAUGCGAAUUGGGUAGUAAGAUUAAAAAAAACAUAUUGA
Ichthyophthirius multifiliis is the source of this 2014-nucleotide messenger RNA. RefSeq lists its product as hypothetical. NCBI's taxonomy places the organism in Eukaryota, Ciliophora, Oligohymenophorea, Hymenostomatida. Gene Ontology annotation, molecular function: tRNA binding; S-adenosylmethionine-dependent methyltransferase activity. The record is from RefSeq and is a predicted model, not a curated record. The transcript is spliced from 3 exons. Gene Ontology annotation, cellular component: cytoplasm; nucleus. Gene Ontology annotation, biological process: tRNA wobble uridine modification.